Messenger RNA from Striga hermonthica, 2610 nucleotides. Lineage: Eukaryota; Viridiplantae; Streptophyta; Magnoliopsida; Lamiales; Orobanchaceae. The record is from the annotation of a GenBank genome assembly.
AUGGCAAAUCUCCCCUCCCAGAUCAGCCGCCUUUUGAUUCUCCGCCGCCACGACGCCCUCAAGAACCUCGGCUUCACCUUCUCCGACCACCUCGUCGACACCGUCCUCGAGAAUCUCAAGCGCCACCCCGACUCCGCCGCCUACUUCUUCGACCUAGCCUCCCGGCAGAACUACUUCAGGCCCCACUUCAAAUCCUACGUCAGGCUCAUCCACAUCCUGUCCCAUGCCAGAAUGUUCGACCAAACGCGGUCAUAUCUGCGUGGCCUCGUCGAGCUAUCGGAAAGCAGCCACCUUCCGGUUUCUUUGAUUUACGAUGAGCUGGUCUCUGUUUACCGAGAGUUCAAGUUCUCGGCAACGGUUUUCGACAUGGCGUUGAGGGCCUUUGUGGACAGGGGGCUGUUAAAGAAUGCCCUUUUCGUGUUUGAUAAUAUGCCUAAAUGCGGCCGCUUGCCAAGCUUGCUGUCUUGUAAUGCUCUGCUGAGCCGUUCAGUGAGAAAUAAGGAUUUUCAUCUUGUUUACUGUGUUUAUGAUCAAAUGAUCCGAGUUGGGGUUGUGCCUGAUGUGUACACUCAUGCGAUCGUGGUGGAUGCAUAUUGUAAGGAUGGUAGGGUUUAUAAAGCUAUGGAAUUUGUCGAGUGCUUGGAGAGAAAGGGAUUGGAUUUGAAUGUCGUGGCUUAUAAUAAUUUGAUAAAUGGAUAUGUGGAGGCGGGGGAUGUAGAAGGAGUGGGUAAAGUGUUGGGAUUAAUGGGUCGACAGGGGAUUUCGAAAAAUGUGGUUACGUGUACGCUUUUGAUUAAGGGUUAUUGUAAGGUAGGGAAAAUUGAUCGAGCUGAAAAGGCAUUUAGAGAGAUGAAGGAAGAAGGAGGAGAUGAAUUGGUCUGGGACGAAAAGGUAUAUGGAGUACUCAUCGAUGGGUAUUGCCGUUGUGGGAGAAUGAAUGAUGCUUUGAGAAUUAAAGAGGAGAUGAUGAGUUUGGGAUUGAGUAUGAAUUUGUUCAUUUAUAAUUCUAUGAUAAAUGGGUACUGCAAACUCGGCCAACUCCGUGAAGCAGAGGAAGUCAUAUCGAGCAUAGUCGAAGGCAACUUGAAGCCUGAUGGUUAUAGCUACAACACGUUAUUGGACGGCUAUUGUAAACGGGGAUUGAUUGAUAAAUCUCUCCUGCUCUGUCGUAAAAUGGCCGCAGAUUUCGUGUACCCUACUAAUAUAACUUACAAUACUCUUUUAAAAGGUUUGUGCCAGUUUGGUGAUAUUGAUGAUGCUUUGUCUCUUUGGAAUUUGAUGCUCGAGAGAGGCUUUGUUCCUGAUGAGGUUGGGUUUAGCACGCUAUUGCACGGUCUUUUCAAGAAGGGGAAGUCUAAUGCAGCCUUGACACUGUGGAAACAUGCUCUGGCAAGAGGCCACGCGAAAAGUCGUAUUUUAUUCAACACAAUGCUCGAUGGAUUGUGUAAGCUGGGAAAUUUGAAUGAAGCAGCUCAAAUUCUUGAAAAGAUGAAGGAACUGAGUUAUUCACCGGACGAGGUGACUUGUAGAACCUUGAUCGAUGGUUAUUGUCGAGCAGGAGAUGUGGAGACAGCUUUUAAAAUUAAGGGCAUUAUGGAUAGAGAAGGUUUUCCAGCUUCCAUUGAGAUUUACAAUUCGCUUAUAACGGGCUUGUUCCAGGUGGAAAAGGUGGACAAAGUCCUCGACCUGCUUUCGGAGGUUCACGCAAAAGGGCUAAGCCCUAAUGUUGUCACCUACGGAGCCCUUAUAAGCGGUUGGUUUAGAGCUGGGAACAUGAAAAGAGCUAUGGACUCGUAUUUUGAGAUGAGAGGAAAAGGAAUUGACCCGAAUGCACACAUAUGCAACACCGUUAUAAGCGGCCUGAACAGGCUUGGUAAAACUGAGGAUGCGAAUAUGCUGCUGCUGAAAAUGGCAGAUUUGGAUGUGAUCCCAGACCUUAGGCAGUUUUACGAUUCCUUUAGCUUCAAUAAAAUUAGUGUAGAAACGCGAAGAAUUGCAGAUUCCCUUGACGGAAGUGCCAUGAGAUGUAUCAUCCCGAACAACGUUAUGUACAAUGUAAUUAUAGCCGGGCUGUGCAAAUGUGGGAGAACUGAUGAUGCAAGAAAAGUCAUCUGUGAUUUGUCUAAAAGAGAAUUUGUUCCAGAUGAGUUCACGUACUCAGCCCUUAUUCACAGUGCCUGUGUAUCUGGUGCUGUUGAUGAAGCUUUCCUGUUGCGGGAUGAAAUGCUGGAGAAGGGUCUUUCUCCAAAUAUAGUUACAUAUAAUACUCUAAUCGGUGGUUUGUGUAAAUCGGGUAACCUCGGCCGUGCAUUGAGGCUUUUUCACAAGCUUCCUUCAAAACAUCUGGUUCCGAAUGUCAUAACCUAUAAUUCUUUGAUCGGCUGGUGCUGUAAGAAUGGGAGUACCAAUGAAGCACUUAAACUUAUGGGGAGAAUGACAAAGGAAGGAAUUGCCCCUUCGGCCAGGACAUAUUCUGCCUUUCUCAGUAGCUAUUUACAGCAGGGGAAUGUAAAAGAAUACCAGAGAAUUUUAACAAUGAGGCAAAAGCUUGAGUCAGACCAUCUCGAGGAAGGGGACCAUCUGACAACACUCCAGGAGUGUGCCUCUUAA